Messenger RNA from Cornus florida, 1794 nucleotides. RefSeq names its product actin-related protein 6. The coding region runs from base 116 to 1402 and encodes 428 amino acids. The transcript has 8 exons. The record is from RefSeq and is a predicted model, not a curated record. Lineage: Eukaryota; Viridiplantae; Streptophyta; Magnoliopsida; Cornales; Cornaceae. Gene Ontology annotation, cellular component: Swr1 complex. Gene Ontology annotation, molecular function: nucleosome binding.
CUUGCCUUUCCUUUCCUCCCAUUGCUCCAAACUGACCCUAGGAGAGUUCCGAAGGGAUAUGGUCGCUCCAAUUCUCACAACUAAGGCGGGAAAGUAGACAGUAGAGAGAAAACAUAUGUCAAAUGUGGUAGUUCUCGACAACGGCGCCGGCGUAAUAAAGGCUGGUAUCGGCGGCGAGCGAGACCCCGCCGCCGUGGUUCCCAACUGCCUCUGCCGUCCUCUCUCUUCCAAGAAAUGGCUGAUGACCGACCAACUCAACUCCGCCACCGAAGACCUCACCUCCGCCGCGGUCCGCCGCCCCUACGACCGCGGCUACCUCAUCAACCCCGAUCUCCAACGCGACAUAUGGGCCCACCUCUUCUCCUCCACCCUCCGCCUCAACCCCUCUCUCUCCUCCCUCCUCCUCGUCGAACCCCUCUUCAACCUCCCCUCCAUCCAACGCUCCAUAGACGAGCUUGUCUUCGAGGACUUCAACUUCAAGUCCCUCUUCGUCGCCGACUCUCCCUCACUCGUACACCUCUACGAGGCCAGUCGGAGGCCCUACGGCGUCGUAUCCAAGGCUCAGUGCAGUCUCAUAGUCGACUGCGGGUUCUCGUUCACGCACGCCGCGCCAGUGUUUCAGAACUUCACGAUUAAUUACGCCGUCAAGAGGCUCGAUUUGGGGGGAAAGGCACUGACGAAUUACUUGAAGGAAUUGGUGAGUUACAGGUCUGUUAAUGUGAUGGAUGAGACUUUUCUUAUCGAUGAUGUGAAGGAGAAGUUGUGCUUCGUUUCGCUCGAUGUCGAUCGUGAUCUGCAGAUUGCAAGGAAACCUGGAAAGGACAAUUUAUUCAGGUGCACUUAUGUGCUUCCUGAUGGUGUCACACACAUGAAGGGUUUUGUGAGAGACCCGGAUGAAGCACAGAGAUACCUCACCUUGGCAGAUGGAGCAAGAACAAAAGAGGAUUUGGAUCAGCUGGAAGUUAUAGAAAAGCCUGAGGACAGGAGGAGAAUUGAUUUAACUAAAAAUGAGUUUAGCUUGACAAAUGAGCGCUUCAUUGUGCCAGAGAUGAUCUUCCGUCCGGCUGAUUUAGGUAUGAACCAGGCUGGACUAGCAGAGUGCAUAGUUCGAGCUGUCAGUUCAUGCCAUCCCCAUCUUCACCCUGUACUGUAUGAAAGCAUUAUAUUGACUGGUGGAAGCACAUUAUUUCCUCGGUUUGCUGAAAGACUAGAAAGAGAGCUCCGACCUCUUGUGCCUGAUAAUUAUCAAGUGAAGAUAACGUCUCAAGAAGAUCCUAUAUUGGGUGUAUGGCGAGGGGGGUCACUUUUGGCAUCUAGUCCUGAUUUUGAAGCAAUGUGUGUCACCAAGGCUGAGUAUGAGGAGCUUGGAUCUACUCGGUGUCGUAGGAGAUUCUUUCAUUGAGUUGUAGAAUCUAGAAGUUCAUAUAUGAAGGCCAUGACGCAAUUGAAGUAGGUCAUCAUGACACUUGAAGGGAUGUGUUGUCUCAUUGAAUGUUCUUACUGGAUGUCGAGAAUCAUUUGAGCUUCUAUUUGUUUUGUACAGAAAGCCUCACUACUAUACCAAACUUCUAGAAAGAAACAUAUUCUGUGUGUGUUUGUGUGUGUGUAUUGGGAAGAAGAUUCUUUACAAGUGUUUGAUCCAGAAAAGCAGGUCUCUACAUUUGUCGUAAAGAACUGAAGAGAAGUCAACUCAAUAUACAUUGUGCUUGCGGUAUGCCCUUUCCUUUUUCUUUAUUGUACUUUCAGUAGAAAAAACCAAUAAUUCAUUGGUUUCAAAUACAGUAUUGGCAUUCA